GCAGGAGUGUACCUGAAGAAAAGCAAGCAAUAGUUUUAAUUAAUUAAAUCAAGUUUAAUAAAAAUUUUCCUCAGUGUACAACCGUUCAUAGUGAGUGAAAGAAAGAGGGAGGGAGAAAGAGAAAGGGAGAGGGAGAGAGAGAGGCAGAUGGUUGUACACAGAAGAGGAAGAAAUACUGCCCCUAUCUAUUCCUUUAGAAUGGUGUGUGUGCCUGAGUAUGGGUGUGUGUGUACUGAGUGUGUGAAAAGCAUAAGGUAGGAGGAAGGAUGUUUGUUCUUUACAGCAGUACACAUUUCACACACACACACACACACGUGUGUAGCGUGUGAAUACCACAGCAGCUCGUAGCAGGCAGCUGAACCAGCCUGGUGUGUCUUAGCUGACAGCUAGCCCAGGGAGGAGUCACUCUGCUCUGUAGCUCUGUGGGGAACUGUCAGGUUCUUAACAUGGGUUAACCAGCUCAGGUUCGUUAUCUGGUUUAGAAUAGCUUGCUUGUGUUAGCUGUGCUGGCAUUGUUAGUGUUGUCAGCUGUGUUGGCUGCAGAGUGACAGCAUGAAUGAGCUGGAGAUGGCUAAAAACGCCUACAUAUAUCGGGGCAUGUCUGCCGUCACCAGAGUCCAGAAGAGACGCCACAGUGAUACGUGGGACCUGUUUGCCAUGAUAGAGAGGAUGCAGGGCAGCAGGAUGGAUGAGCAGCGAUGCGCCCCUCCCCCCCCCCCCCCUCAAAACGGAGGAGGACUACAUCCCUUACCCCAGCGUCCACGAGGUGCUGGGUCGUAGGAGUCCCUUCCCCCUCAUCCUGCUCCCCCAGUUCGGAGGCUACUGGAUCGAGGGGACCAAUCACGAGCCCAGCUCCGGCCCCGCCCCCGAGCAGCCUCCAGGCCCCGCUUCCCAGGUCAAACUAGAGACCAACAGCACGGCCAAGAUCUACCGCAAGCACUUCAUGGGCAAGGAACACUUUAACUACUAUUCCAUGGACACGGCCCUCGGGCAUCUGGUCUUCUCUCUGAAGUAUGAUGUCAUAGGAGACCAGGAGCAUCUCAGACUGGUGCUGAGAACCAAGUUAAAAACCUUCCAUGACGUCAUCCCCAUUUCCUGUCUGACUGAGUUCCCCAACGUUGUCCAGAUGGCCAAGCUGGUGUAUGAAGAGGUGAACGUGGACAGGUUCUACCCAGUCCUCUAUCCCAAGGCAUCUAGGCUCAUCGUGACAUUUGAUGAACACGUCAUCAGCAACAACUUCAAGUUCGGAGUCAUCUAUCAGAAGUUUGGACAGGUAAGCAGAGCGACAGGUAUCUAUCAGAAGUUUGGACAUGUAUCUAGCGGAGAGGGACAGGGGGAAGAAGCAGGUGUUGAUAGAGGAGUCAACUCAAAUCUGGCAGUCAGAGCUCCUGUCACCAGCAUCAGGCUCUGUCUGAGUUCUGUCUCCUGGGUUUAGAUGUUUAACUUCCUGUCUGCUUUCCUCUGUCUAUCGCUCCCUGUCUUUUUGACUGUCUUUCCUUCCUUUUCUCUCCAUAUUUCUCUCUCUCUCGCUCCCAAUGUCUCUGUCAACAUGU
Molecule: messenger RNA, 1553 nt
Organism: Hypomesus transpacificus
Lineage: Eukaryota; Metazoa; Chordata; Actinopteri; Osmeriformes; Osmeridae
Product: rap1 GTPase-activating protein 1-like
Exons: 9
Coding region: 689-1435 (248 amino acids)
Biological process (GO): regulation of small GTPase mediated signal transduction; activation of GTPase activity
Cellular component (GO): cytoplasm
Molecular function (GO): GTPase activator activity
Source: RefSeq, a predicted model, not a curated record